Messenger RNA from Brachypodium distachyon (stiff brome), 1972 nucleotides. RefSeq names its product O-fucosyltransferase 9-like. The record is from RefSeq and is a predicted model, not a curated record. Lineage: Eukaryota; Viridiplantae; Streptophyta; Magnoliopsida; Poales; Poaceae.
UCUCUCCUCCGCGGUGAUAGCACCCGCGGCGGCUUCGAUGCGCGGCGGCAGCGAAGCCGCGAAGGCCGCGGCGCGGCGACAGGGGCGCGUGCCGUCUGGGCGCCGGCGGCAGGCCGCCGCGCUGCUCCUCGCGCUGGCGUACGCGGCGGCGAUGCUCGUGGUCUUCCUGGGCGGCGGCGGCGGCGCGAUGCGCGGCAGGCGGGCGCGGGCUCCGGCGGCGGCGCCGCCCGGGUCGGUGUACCGCAGCCACCUCGUGUUCGAGCGCCUCCUGCCGGACAUGCGCGCCGCCUCCUCCUCGCGUCCCGGCCCGUUAAUGACACCCCAUUAUAAAAAAUCUGGAAAGCGAUGGGUACCUUGCAUCAGCAAGAGGUUGACACAAUCAGCGUUACCACCAUCAAAUGGUUUUCUCAUUAUUGAAGCAAAUGGUGGUCUGAAUCAGCAACGCAUUUCUAUUUGUGAUGCUGUUGCUGUGGCCAGCUUACUUAAUGCAACUCUUGUCACCCCAGCUUUUCAUUUGAAUAGUGUUUGGCGUGACAAUAGCGGAUUUGGUGACAUCUUUGAUGAAGACCAUUUUAUUGAGACACUCAGAAAACAUGUAAGGGUUGUGAAAGAACUUCCUGAAACUGUUUCUGUGCAGUUUGACCAUAAUAUUAGCAGCAUACCGAAUAUGAGAACCAAAGCCUUUUCAUCUCACAGUUACUACUUAGAAAAGGUGCUUCCGAAAUUGUUGGAGCUAGGGGCUGUGCGUAUUGCUCCUUUUUCAAAUAGAUUGGCCAAUUCAGUUCCAUCAAAUAUCAAUGCGUUGAGAUGUUUGGCAAACUAUGAGGCAUUGAGAUUUUCUGAACCCAUAAGAAUUCUUGCAGAUAAUAUGGUUGACCGAAUGACCAAGAAGAGUUAUUUGACUGGUGGGAAGUACAUCUCUGUGCAUCUACGCUUUGAACAGGACAUGGUAGCUUUCUCGUGCUGUAUAUAUGAUGGUGACUUGAAGGAGAAUAUUGCCAUGGAAAAUGCUCGUGAACGGAGUUGGAGAGGGAAGUUUCACCGACCUGGGCGAGUAAUAAAUCCUGAGGCCAACCGGAGGAAUGGGAGAUGCCCUUUAACUCCUCUAGAGGUUGGAAUGAUGCUGCGAGGAAUGGGAUUCGAUAAUACUACCUCCCUCUAUGUCGCCUCCGGUAAAAUAUACAAUGCUAAAAAGUAUAUUUCUCUUCGGCAGUUAUUUCCACUUCUGCAAACAAAGGAAACACUCACUUCACCUGAGGAGCUUGCACAGUUCAUGGGGCAUUCAUCUAGACUGGCAGCAUUGGACUACACCGUCUGUUUACAGAGCGAAGCCUUUGUAACUACUCAAGGAACCAAUUUCCCUCACUUUCUGAUGGGGCACAGGCGUUAUCUGUAUGGGGGACAUGCAAAGACAAUAAAACCAGAUAAACGGAAAAUGGUGCUACUCUUUGACAACCCAGAUAUCGGGUGGUAUCGGUUCAGGCACCACAUGCAGGACAUCCGUCGCCACAGUGAAUCGAAAGGUUUGGGGCUCAGAAAACAGGAUGGAUCAAUAUACAACCUACCGAUGCCCGACUGCAUGUGUCAGCAAGCUGAAGCAUGAUCUGGCUGCGUGUGAGCAAAGUUAAAACAUGAUCUAGAGUAGCAUGUACACAGCAAGGAGGAGUCUGGCGAUUUUCUGUAACUGUAGCCACACCAUAUUAGUAGCAGUCAUGCAUAGAAAUUCAAUACAUUUUUCGGUAUGUUGGUAGAGUGAGGUAGAUAGCCAAUCGUGUGGUUGUUGAUAUGAAAAUCCAACCCAGGUGUGUCAGAGAUUUUGACAAGCUGAACACCGGUCGCUCGGUACUAUAUGUAAAUGUUACUCCAUCUGUUCUUUUUAUUUCGUACUUAUAACUCGACUGGAACAAAACUUUGUAAAUUUGAUCAAAUUUGUUAGGACCCUAUUUAAAUAUGAUGAUUCUCUUUAAAAAUA